This is a messenger RNA of Neolamprologus brichardi, 876 nucleotides long. NCBI's taxonomy places the organism in Eukaryota, Metazoa, Chordata, Actinopteri, Cichliformes, Cichlidae. The record is from RefSeq and is a predicted model, not a curated record.
AUUCAGAACCUAAGACGACUGAUGAAAAGAUUUUGUUUUAUCACCGUUAUAUUGAAGCUUUAAAAUUUGCCAAUGGAUUAAAGAAACAUAUCAGAGAUCCAAACUUCAGCUCAGAUAAAAUGGCAAAGAAUUUGACAGAGGAUCGCUUUGCCAACCACAUACGGAGCUUGAUCAGCAGCGACAAGACUCACGAUUCCCAGUAUUACGGCAAAAACUCGUAUCUGGACAGCAUCGGCACCACGCAUGUAUCUGUGCUGGCUGAAGAUGGAUCUGCUGUGUCUGUCACCAGCAGCAUCAACGACGAGUUUGGGUCCAAUGUCCUCUCUUCAAGCACUGGAAUCAUCCUCAACAACCACCUAAAUGACUUCUGUGGUAGAGCUGAUAACAUCUUUCAUGGGGAGCAGCCUCCCUCCAAUAUGGCCCCAUCUGUGCUGAAGUCUCAGUCGACGACACUGGUGAUUGGAGGCUCUGGUGCUGAAAUGAUUCCACCGGCUGUGGCCUCGGCGCUCAUGAACCACCUUUGGUUUGGAAAGAACCUUAAGGAGGCAAUUGAUACUCUGGUUGUUCUUGUAGACUCUCAAAGUGAAGUAAAACUUGAAUCCAAGCUUGAAAAGGAUGUAGUUGAUGGUCUUGAAGCUCUGGGACAUAAAGUAGCAAAAUUCUACAACACAGUUAACGCUGUGGAAAAGGCGGACAACUGUAUCUCUGCAUGGUCUGAUGAAAGGAAAAAAGGCAAAGCUGCUGGUUACUGAGACCAAAAGUCAGUGAUGUCAGUUAUACAGCAUGGUCUUAAGGUUAUGAUAGCAGAGCUAUAGGCUUUAAUUUUUUCGAAAUCUCUCAGUCAGAACCUGGUGUAUUAUGUUUAAGUGGAAACUA